Harmonia axyridis is the source of this 7204-nucleotide messenger RNA. RefSeq names its product telomere-associated protein RIF1 (gene Rif1). NCBI's taxonomy places the organism in Eukaryota, Metazoa, Arthropoda, Insecta, Coleoptera, Coccinellidae. The coding region runs from base 215 to 7072 and encodes 2285 amino acids. The record is from RefSeq and is a predicted model, not a curated record. Gene Ontology annotation, cellular component: nucleus. The transcript is spliced from 14 exons. Gene Ontology annotation, biological process: telomere maintenance.
UUAUGUCAAUAAAAGUGGCAAGGCGUUUGACUCUUACCUCUUACCUAGUACCUAGUAUUUUUAUAAUGUAAUGUAACUUUUAAACAAUUUGUGAUAUAGUGUUCAGUUUAUCUUAUUGUCAUAUCAUCUACAAUACUUGAAAACAAAAAUAAUGUUUUUGUGGAUGUCUUAGUUUUAAAUUUAUUUAUAUCCCAAACUGGUAGAGGAUUCUUGAAUGAUGACUUCCCAAACAGAUGAUAUUGAUGAUUUACUAUCGAUAAUUGAAGCAAAUUUGGUUUCUGGAGAGGAUGAUAACAUAAGUGAAGCUUCUCAGAAGUUCAAGUUGUUGCUUCAAAAAUAUAAUGACAGAAUACCCUGCAAGAUCUUCAAAUGGGUGAAGAGUAAUAAUAGUGAAAUUAUUAGAGCUCUUUUAGUUGAGAAGCUACACCAACAAAUUACAACAAUUGUCAGAAAUAGUCCAACUGAACUGUUAACAUUUAUUCCUCUUCGUGAAACGGAUGAUGGUGGUGAAUAUGUUAUUGAGUUACUUAUGGAAGUAGUUGAUUCCUUGUCUGAAGAAAUAAUUAAGCAGCUACUAUGUGAUUCAGUUAUACCAGGAAUGUUUAAUACCGAAGUUCAAAAUGAAGUCCAUGAUGUCCUAAUUGAUUUUGGAUUUCAACUAAUCGAUAAGUUUCCAAUAAUAAAAUUGAAUGGAGAGGAAGUGAAACUUUUGACAGUACAAUUGAUUGAAAAAUAUAUUAAAGUUUUGGAAAAAUGGAGAGAAGAAAAUUACAGUCGUUGGCACGAGUUGUGGAUGUUCUUAGUGAGAUUUUCUGCCAAACACCUCCAUACAGCAAUGGAUUUGGCUAAUAAAUUACUAAGAGUAGUUGAAUUUGCAUUCAGAAAUCCUUCUUAUGAACAGAGGCUCAAGGGUUAUGAGUGCUGGAAAGAGCUGAUCGAUAAUGCUAGUUUAGAUAUGAAGCAUAUGUGUAGCAGUAAACAAAUAAAACUACUUAUGACACCAUUACGAGCAAAGUUUUCAAAAAUGGAAGUUGUUAUCUGUAAAAGAUUUGAAGUGUUUCUUUAUCUUCUUCAAAAGUUACAAAAUAAUUCAGUAUUGUGUUUGAACGAAUUUUUAGAAUUUUGUUUUGGGGUUUCAAACACAAAUUCUUCAUCUAAGAAUGGUCAAGGAAAAUUGGUACCAAAUUUGUGGUUGAGAAGUAUACUGGUUUUCCUAGCAAUCUUAGGUGAUCAGACACAUAUCUCCUCUGAGUUUAAACAACAAUUAUUUGAGGAAGCAAUAAUUAAUGAAAAUAACUUUGAACGUUUUGACCAGGUAGUUGUUAAUUCAGUUAUAGAGAGCUCCACAAUAUUGAAGAUCAUAUCAAUUGAUACCUUAGAGAAAAUAAAUAUUUAUAAGUGCCUGUGGACGAAAUUAUUCGAACUAAUAAUUAAUUCAUCAAAGGCAGUCCAGGAAAGAUGUUUUCUUAGAAUACACAAUUCAUUGACAACACUAUUCAAGGACUUCAAUGAAGAUAUUACAUAUUUAAUUUUAUUGGAUGCAUUCUCCCAAUUAAUGACUGAGAAAAUUGAUUGUAGCAUAUACAGUGAUCCCCUCACAUUAUUAAUAGAAAGUACCAUGAAAUUCUUGAAUGAAUCGACUGUUUCUGUAGAUUUGCAUCAGCAGACUGAGGAAAUUUUAAUGAAACUUUGUAAAGAAAGACAUGUAGCAGAAUUAUUGACAGAACAUUUGAAAAAGUUGGAUCCAACUAAAAAUGAGGACAUCAUUUAUAAACUUUGGAUGAAUAUUGGGUUUACAGUACUUAAAGAAGAUGAUCAGUCGCAAACAACUAUUUCUAUUUUUUUAUGGCCUAUUUUCCAUCUAAAUAAAUGUACCGUCUAUACUGAUAAUGUGUGCACAAAAUGGGUAAAGUUUUUCUCAAAAACUUCAGUAUCUACUAAAAUAAUUAUCCUAGGUGAAAUCAAUAAAGCCUUCAAAUCCAACCCAUUAUUGAGUUCCAACAUUUCAACCAUUAUUUCUUUACUAGAUGAAGAUGACAUAUGCUUAGAGGAAAAAAUAAUUGAAUCACUGCUAAAAUUGAUUACAAGUAUUUCGUCGAUGCCUCUGCUUUCUCAAGAAACCAUGGAAAAAUUAUUUCCAUUGAUCUUAAAGUGUACUAAAAUGGUUACUGCAAAUGAAAAUAUUGAUACCGAGAGUAUUGACAAUAUUUGUCAGUGUUUUCAGAAAAUUCCUACUAAUCAUAAGAAUUCAACUUCAUUAGAAGCAAUAGAAGGACUUGUCAAAAAAAUAGGCCCAAUGGCGGACACUAAUAUUGGGAAUAAAUUAAAGAUCCUUAUGAGUUCAUUCUCUAACACGAAACUACAAAAAAGGGCUUCUAAAAUAGCAAGUCUUUUAAGUCCAGAAGGAAACAAUACACCCAGUAGUAAUGUUAAAAGAUCCAUUAGAAUGACUCAGAUGGUUUUCGAUAAAGAUGGUUCAACACCUAACAAGGAGAAAGUUGAUGCUCUGCAAUUAUUCGGACAAGAUGUAGAUACAUGCACUCCAUUAAAAGUUAAAGGAAGUCUUCUUCAGGGUAUCUCAUCCUCCCCAAGUUCUAACAGUCGAUCAAAGAGAAUUAUAAAUUCUGUGAAAAAAUCACAUCUACCAAAUCCUCCUAUUAUUGACGACCAAACUUGUGAAUAUGUGGUUAUUGAUACAGAAGUCAAAUUGCAAAAAGAUUUAUUGACUGAUCACCAAAAGGAAACCUUUAGAAGACGCAGAGAAGAUAUUCCAGCUUUAUACCAGGACUUGUCACAGAGUCAAACACAAAAUUCAGUAAGUACCGAUACUAAUAUGAGCAGUAAUAUAACUGUUAUAAUGGAUAAAAAUAAAAAUGAGGAAGGGGUGACUAAAUCUCUACAACAAGAAUGCUCACCGAACAAGGAUUGUCAAGCACCUGAAAUUCCUCUUGAAGAAAAGCCUACCAUCAGGAAUAUGAAAAAACUUGAAACAAAUGAAUCCAACACUGAUAUUAAUGAUGAAAGUGAAAACAAAAAAAUUAAAGAGACUUUACCAAAAAGUAAAAGAGAAUUGAUGAGAAUACGAAUGGAUAUAGUAGGAGGAAAUAGUUUCAUUGAGAAUCUCCCUUCAAAGCGACCCAGGAAAACAACAGAGAAGACAUAUACCCCUAAGAAAUCAAGAAAAUCUUUAUCAGAGUCACAAAUUAAUGAGGUCACUCAAAACGCUGUUGGAUCAUCUCCAUGUGUUGAAAGUUCCAUAAAAGAGGAAGAAGGAAGAUUGGAACCUGAGAAAUCAGGGGAUAAUCUUCCUGAAAAAGAUCAAAAUAACGAUAAUAAUUUAGAGGUUCAUCCAGUAGUCGUUAUAGAAACUAUUUCUUCAAAUUCUCCUUCUGCAGGCCUUAGUUCAGAAAUAACACCUAAUAGAAGGAAAAAUAAGUUGAUGAAACCUAUCAAAAAUUUUGAUACACCUUCUUCUGAAAAAAAAACUAACAGAUCUGCAAAGAAACAAGAGAAGGAAAUCAAAGAACAGAAAUCCAGUAAAAGAUCAAAAACGCCUUCUAAGUCUGAAGUAUCAGAAUCCUCUGAAAGUGAGAUUUUGUUUGAAUCAGAAAUAAAUAUGAACAUAACAGAAAAAAAACAUGUUACUGGUAAAUCAAAAAAAAAUAAUAGGAUGAGUUCAGGUGAUCUAGGAAAUGACAUCGUUAGAGUGAAAGAGGAAAGCAAUGCGACAAUGAAUAAGCAAGAAACUACUCACAAAAAAACUUCCAAAGAAUUAAUGAAGAAAAACAAACAGAAAGUGCGAACCAUUCAGAGUCAACUUAAAUUGGCAAAUCUCAGUAACCUUGAAGUUUCUGCAGAGAAAAAAGUACCAAAAAAUGCAAAAUUAAUUUUCAUCAGAGAAUUGACUAAUUCAAAGAAUCCACAAGAUACCAAAGUUUGUCCUGCAGGCUUGAAGAGGAAUAAGGAUAAUACAUCUAAAAAUAUUGCUUAUACUAUUGAGAGACCAACUACUUCAGUGGAGAUAUCAUCUCUAGUGAAUAUUGACGAUGAUACACAACCUUCACAUUCUGAGUCCCCUAUUUCAAAUGACUAUAUUAAUAUUGAAAAAACAAAAACAAGCAAUAAAAGAAAGAGGAGAAGCGGUGAAAAUAAUGUUUUGGCUGAGUCAUCUCCUGAUUCUCCUGAGAGCAAUGAUGUAGUUCCUGAGGUAAAAGAAGUUCCCCAUGAUGAUAAAGAUGAAGGAAUGAAACAAGACCAUAUUGAGGAAAAUGCCAGUAAAAUAGGACAAUGUGAUGAGAAAAAUUGUGAUGUAGAAAAUCAAGAUAUCCAAACAGAUGAGAUGAUCAACAACAGAAAAAGAAGAAAGUGCGCACGAAAAUCUAGUAAAGAGAAUCAUCCUUCAUCAGAUUCAUCUCUGUUUUCUCCAGAUAGUUCUUCUAGAAGUAGUAUGAAUUCACCUAUGGAUCACACUGUAGAUUCUUCAAAUAAACAAGUCUCACCAAAAGGAGUAAAGAUUUUAUUCAAAGAUUCUGAAGAUAUAAUCGAAAGUUCCCAAGGAUCUCUCAUUGAAAAUACAUCUAUAUCUAUUGGAAACUUGUCUAGAUCAAAAGUCAAGCAAUCACCAAAAAUACAAAGUAGUCCUGUUAAAUUUGAGGAAAUCGAUCAUGUUAAACCAACUACAGACGAAAAUCCUGCAACUGAUCUUUUAUCACAAAUAGAUAAAGUUGUAGAAUCUCCAAAUGCAAAGAAUGAAAAAUCCAUAUCCCAAGCGACUACCUUGACGUGUGAAUCAACUUAUGAAGUACAGCCAUGUGUGAUACAAGUUGAAAUACAAAAUAAACAAGAACUAUCAGAUUCAGAGAAACUCCUUAGCAUUGCGGACACUGUGUCGAUAGAAUCGCUCUCCACAGUUGAUGUAAUGCAAAAAGAAAAUAAGAAAGAUUCUCAUGUGGCAAUUACCGGUUGUGAAAAUAUUGUUGAAGAAAAUGUAGAAAAAACUUUAAACAACGACAUUAGUGAUGGGGAAAGCCCUGUUUCAAAUCAAAUCCAAAUUGAAAUAUUUGGAACUCCACAAAAAAAAUGUGAAAAUCUCCCAGGUUCGCCUGUGAGUCAGGCUACCCCGACUUUUAAAAAAGAACUUCUCGACAAUACUUUAGACAUUUCCCCAAUCGGUUCUCUACACGCGAAUUCUGAUGACCAAAAAGAUAUUCUAGAGGCCCUAGAUGCUGCAAUAGGAGAAAAAAGUACCUAUAAAGAUGCCGAGUUUGCUUCCUCAAAUUGUAGAUCUUCAGAAGAUAACAAGAUUACGAGUAUGGUGUUAUCAUCAAAUGAGCGUUCCAAUAAAUUAUUGAAUAUGGUGAAUGUUGAAUCACCUAUAAGUUCUCACAAGAAAAUUUCUAAGAGGAAACUUGCCAGUCCAGCUCUCAAGAAGACCCGUUAUGAGAAACUAUUCUCUUUUUAUCAAGGUCAAGAUAUUGGCGAAACGGGAAACAGGGAAGAUGGUUCAUUGACUAGUACAGAAAAGCCAGAGGAUAUCCUUACUUUUUCGAGGGAAGUUCCGAGUCCCUUAGCUGUACCUUCAAGUAGUAUUUUGAAGAGAAAAUUGGCUGAAACAGAUGAAAGUUACUUACCAUCUCCUAAGAGAAAACGUGUGAACUUCAGCUACCCUUGCAUCACAUCCACCAAACUCUUCAUCAGACACAAAGAUGAACUAAACACUCAUUUUAAACCUGUAUUUGCUGCAAAUCUUUUUGAUGAUGAUCCUCAGCAAGAAAGUGAAGAGGAAGAUCCCUUUGCAGAACCUGAGUCCUACGGACAAGUUGGUACCGAGGACAGUAUGGAAAUUGCAAAUUCACUUUCACUUUGUAGUAAUAAACCUAUUGACCAAAGACUCAUUAAUUGUAGUGAAAACCUGGACUGUUUGUUGAAACGACUCACAAGCCCAAUGUAUUGUGAUAAAUUAAGAGAAUUACUGAAGAAUAAGAAUAUAGAAACUAUAGGAGAUUUGGCAAGUUUGAAUGAAAUAGAAAUUAAUAGAUUACCAUUCAAAGACCCCAAAGUGAAAACUGUAAAAAAAGCCUUAUAUUAUUAUUUUAAUAUUUUAUCCAAUGAGUUGAAGAAUAAAGAAGAAAAAAAUAGUAAUGUGGAGAAUUCUUCAAAUAGAUUAGGAGAAGAAAAAUACGAGACAAUAGAUGUAGGAAAUGAAAUCAAUACAGAACCGGAAGAAAUACAAACAGAAAUCACACAUGACAAUACAACUCAGCCUGAAAACCUUAGUCACAUGUUCAGGUUACUUAUGACAAAAUUGAAGGAAAAGGGGUCUUCUCUUGAAGAAUUUGGUGAAAUAUUUAUAGAUCUAGUCGAUGAAUCCGAUGUGGUAAACUUACUGGAAAAUGUUUACAACACUAAUUUCAGAAAGUUCUUUGGGAAACCUCAUUGGAGGUAUUUAGUGGAAAAUAUAGUGAAAAUGGGUGGUACUUCAGAAUUAUUUGAUAUAAUAUCUGAUCUUGCUGAAAACAACAAAGUGUUUGCUGAUCAACUGGAACAUAUUGUUCAAGUCAGGAUAGAUCAAGAUCCUCUCAAAAAUAUCUUGAAGAAGAAGACUUUAGUUCAAGUGGGUGCUGCACUUAAAGAUUGCAUAGAGGAAGGAGAGUUUCCUAGAGAGAAUAUUUUGCAAACAUGCCUCAUGCCUUUAAUUAAAAGUCCUAGUGAUAUUAAGAAUUAUUUUAAUAGUUUGACAAUAGUACAAAUACAUGAUUUAUUUGUUGAGAGGGUUCAAUCCUCCGAUUUAACCUGCUUUUUUGAUCUAAUAAAGGAACAUUAUGGUAAUUAUACAGUAGCACAAUGUGCAAAUAAACAAGAUGUGCUUAAGAUAUGUUCAAAGGAAGAUCUAGCAGGUGCCCUUAUUGCAAAAGAAAAUGAAGUGGAUGCAGUCAAACAUUUGAUAUCCCAUAUACGAGAUGAAAGAAAACUUCUAGAAUUAUAUAACUACAUAGGGAAUCUAUUACCAUUCAAAAGUCGCAUUGAUUCUCACAUUAACUUAUUACAAAGUAUUCCUUUUGAUAAAAUUUAAGAUUUAGUAUCAUUCACGUAGUUUUGUUGUGUUGAAAUUCUCUCAAUCAAAGACUGCUAUUUUAGUUUAUGUACAUAAAGCCGUAUAUAAUUAAUACAAAUAAAAUUAUAUAAGUAAAACUAGCAAAUUGUU